Messenger RNA from Myripristis murdjan (pinecone soldierfish), 2287 nucleotides. It is a transcript of the gene parvaa, whose product is annotated as parvin, alpha a. The record is from RefSeq and is a predicted model, not a curated record. Bases 153 to 1271 code for a protein of 372 amino acids. Gene Ontology annotation, cellular component: cytoplasm; actin cytoskeleton; focal adhesion. Gene Ontology annotation, biological process: establishment or maintenance of cell polarity regulating cell shape; actin cytoskeleton organization; cilium assembly. NCBI's taxonomy places the organism in Eukaryota, Metazoa, Chordata, Actinopteri, Holocentriformes, Holocentridae. The transcript has 13 exons. Gene Ontology annotation, molecular function: actin binding.
CUUCGGGAGAGAAUGACUGGAAUUCUGUUUCCGCUUUAGGGAGUGGACACUGAUUUUCUAAGUGACUUCGAAAUUACUCCCAUUUCCACACCAAGUCAAAUCGCUUCGUGACACAAGUCGUGUAAAUAUUCGUCUCAGAUUUAAUUUCGCCGAUGGCUUCCUCGCCUCAGAAAUCGCCGUCUUCUCCCAAGUCUCCGACACCAAAAUCCCCGUCUUCCAGAAAGAAAGAUGACUCCUUCCUGGGAAAACUUGGUGGAACUUUGGCAAGGAGGAAAAAAGCUAAAGAAGUGUCUGAGCUUCAGGAAGAGGGAAUAAAUGCUAUCAAUCUUCCUCUCAGCCCCUCCCACUAUGAGCUGGACCCUGAGGACACCAUGCUAGAGGAGAAUGAAGUGCGCACCAUGGUGGACCCCAACUCCAAGAAUGACCGCAAACUGCAGGAGCUCAUGAAGGUGCUGAUCGACUGGAUAAAUGAUGUUCUGGUGGGAGAGAGGAUCAUUGUUAAGGACCUGGCUGAAGAUCUGUAUGAUGGACAGGUCCUACAGAAACUCUUCGAAAAGCUGGAGGGGGAGAAACUAAACGUGGCGGAGGUGACGCAGUCUGAGAUUGCCCAGAAACAGAAGCUCCAGACUGUUUUAGAACGCAUCAAUGAUUCACUCAAACUCUCCACCAGGAGCAUUCGCUGGAAUGUUGACUCGGUCCAUGCUAAGAGUAUAGUUGCCAUCCUUCACCUGCUGGUGGCGCUGUCACAACACUUCAGAGCACCGAUCAGGUUGCCAGACCACGUUUCUAUCCAAGUAGUGGUCGUCCAGAAAAGAGAGGGCAUCCUUCAGUCCAGACAAAUUCAAGAAGAGAUCACUGGCAACACAGAGGCUUUCUCUAAGACACAUGAGCGUGAUGCUUUUGAUACCCUUUUCGACCAUGCUCCAGAUAAGCUGAACGUUGUCAAAAAGACGCUGAUCACAUUCGUGAACAAACACCUGAACAAGCUCAACCUAGAGGUGUCUGAGUUGGACACGCAGUUUGCAGACGGUGUGUACCUGGUGUUGCUGAUGGGGCUUCUGGAGGGAUACUUUGUCCCACUUUACAACUUCUUCCUCACACCAGAGAAUUUUGACCAAAAGGUCCACAAUGUGUCCUUCUCUUUUGAGCUGAUGCAGGACGGAAAUCUGGAGAAACCAAAGCCCAGACCUGAGGAUAUAGUGAACUGUGAUCUGAAAUCAACACUCCGCGUCCUCUACAACCUCUUCACCAGGUACAGGAAUGUCGAGUGAACGCUGCGCUUUGCAAGGCUGAACACUUGAUAACAUGGACCAUAUGACAAAGCUUACAAAGUGUCUUUUUCUAUUUCUUAACAAAGAAGAAAAAAAGAAAACUUUUUCCAUAAAUGCAUGCAUCACAAGAAUUUAUUCCCUGUUGGAUUAUGUACCACACAUGUAUAAUGUUUUAAUAAAUACCUAGACAUUUUUAGCUUGUACCACAAAUUUAGAUUUAAGAUAGAAAAAGCAUUCUGCUUCCGCUUAUGAACUAAAGUUUUGGUAGAGUUACAAAAGUCAUUCUGCAAAUAUGUUUUGUCUAAUUGGUUGUUAUAAGAUUUAUGUAUCAGACAAAUUUUUUGACUGUAUUUAUUGUACAUCAUAAUACUUGUUAUUCUUGUUUCCUACACUAAAUAUUUCUUUUUUUAUCUGCUCCUGUUUCAUGUAAAUCAUAAGUGCCAUUAUUUAAACAUGCAUACUGUUGACUGCUCAGCUCCCAGCAAUUUAUAUUAAAAAAAAAGUGAUGGAUUGCACAUGCUUUUUAGUUCUCUUAACCCCCUCAAUUUGUGCUUCAAAUAUACCAAAGUUGUGUUAUCUGAACACACAAACAUGUGCAUAAAACAUGUAAAAGAUUUUACUCAGUGACCAAUCACAAAAGUGUAAAAAUACACUUUUGAAAAGAAAAUCUUUUCAUACACAUCACGUGUUUAAAUCGUUAUUCCAUAGAGGGGCAAUGAUCGCAAAGGUAUUAUUGUUAUAAUGUCUUCAAUAACUGUAAUACAUUAUUUAUAAUAUGCAUUAAUAUAGAUGCCACUCCUCUCUGUAUGACAAAUUAAAUUUGACUGAGUCUGUUGUGUGUUAUUUUGGGGGCACAAAUUGUAUUUUGUGUUCCAGUCUUCAAGCAGUCUUACUUCUUCAAGCGACCCAUGCAGUCAUUUUCUGUGGUUUGACUUGCCAACAUGUUCACUGUUGUGUAUCAGUAUUUUACUGCCGUUUCAACGUCUUAACAUUCAAUAAAACAUUCAGUCUUUGAA